Molecule: messenger RNA, 9997 nt
Organism: Mesoplodon densirostris (Blainville's beaked whale)
Lineage: Eukaryota; Metazoa; Chordata; Mammalia; Artiodactyla; Ziphiidae
Gene: TBL2
Product: transducin beta like 2
Exons: 7
Coding region: 50-1390 (446 amino acids)
Biological process (GO): endoplasmic reticulum unfolded protein response
Cellular component (GO): endoplasmic reticulum
Molecular function (GO): protein binding
Source: RefSeq, a predicted model, not a curated record
CGUGCAGGCCCUCGCGAGGCCAGAGGCUGAGGUGGCAGUAACUGCCGACAUGGAGCUGCUGGAGAUGCCGGAGCUGAUGGGGCUGUCGCUGUUGCUCGGGCUGCUGGCCCUGGUGGCGACGGCGGCGGUUGCGCGGGGGUGGCUGCGCGCGGAGCAGGAGACGUGCGGCCGGUCCGCAGGCCAAAAAGCAAAUGGAUUUCCACCUGACAAGUCCUUGAGAUCCAAGAAGCAGAAACAACAUCAGCGGAUUCACAAGGAAAAGCCUCAGCAACACAACUUCACCCACCGCCUCCUGGCUGCAACAUUGAAGAGCCACAGUGGGAACAUAUCUUGCAUGGACUUUAGCAGCAAUGGCAAAUACCUGGCCACCUGUGCAGAUGACCGUACCAUCCGCAUCUGGAGCACCAAGGACUUCCUGCAGCGGGAGCACCGCAGCAUGAGAGCAAAUGUGGAGCUGGACCAUGCUGUCCUGGUGCGCUUCAGCCCUGACUGCAGAGCAUUCAUCGUCUGGCUGGCUAACGGAGAUACCCUCCGUGUCUUCAAGAUGACCAAGCGAGAGGAUGGGGGCUAUACUUUCACGGCUACCCCAGAGGACUUUCCUAAAAAGCACAAGGCAGCCGUCAUCAACAUUGGCAUUGCUGACACAGGGAAGUUCAUCAUGACUGCUUCCAGUGACACAACUAUCCUCAUCUGGAAUCUGAAAGGUCAGGUGCUGUCUACCAUCAACACCAACCAGAUGCACAAUACCUUUGCUACUAUAUCCCCUUGUAGCAGGUUUGUGGCCUCAUGUGGCUUCACCCCAGAUGUAAAAGUUUGGGAAGUCUGCUUUGGGAAAAAAGGGGACUUCCAGGAGGUUGUGCGAGCCUUUGAACUGAAGGGCCACUCUGCAGCCGUCCACUUCUCCGCUUUCUCCAAUGACUCCCGGAGGAUGGCCUCUGUCUCCAAGGAUGGUACGUGGAAACUGUGGGACACAGAUGUGGAAUACAAGAAGCAGCAGGACCCCUACUUGCUGAGGACAGGCCGUUUUGAAGAAGCAAGCACCAUGCCGUGCCGCCUGGCACUCUCGCCUGACGCCCAGGUUUUGGCUUUGGCCAGUGGCACCAGUAUUCAUCUCUAUAACACCCUGCGGGGUGAGAAGGAGGAGUGCUUCGAGCGGGUCCAUGGGGAGCGUAUCAGUGACUUGUCCUUUGACGUCACUGGCCGGCUUCUGGCCUCCUGUGGGGACCGCGCAGUGCGGCUCUUCCACAACACCCCUGGCUACCGGGCAGUGGUGGAAGAAAUGCAGGGCCUCCUCAAGCGGGCCUCCAAUGAGAGCACCCGCCAGAGGCUACAGCAGCAGCUGACGCAGGCCCAGGAGGCCCUGAAGAGCCUGGGUGCCUUGAGGAAAUGACUCUGGGAGGGCACAGCAGGAAGGAUCUGGCCUUCUGCCUUCGCUGCCGCGGCUUUUCCCAGGUACUCCCCAGCUGGAAGCCUUUUGAAAGGGGUGUGCUGAUUUUCUUAAUGGUGACUCCUCUCUCCUUUUUCCCAUUGAAACUAUUCUUGCCUACUUAGAUCUCUCUCUCUUCUUGCUGGUGUGACUCCUGGCCUUACUUGACCUCCCAGGCCAACGACCAAGGUGCUUCUCUUUUUCCUGGGCCCAAGGGGUGGAAUCUGUCUUCACCAGGCACUGAGGAGAGUGGUAAUUAGAAGAGAAAGAGAACAUGGUCUUUGACCUUGUGGCAACACACCCUGCUAUCCAAAGAAGCGUGUAAUUGUGGGACUUCCCUGAUGGUCCAGUGGUUAAGACUCUGUGCUCCCAAUGCAGGGGGCCUGGGUUUGAUCCCUGGUCGGGGAACUAAGAAAAAAAAAAAAAGGCAAGCUUGUAAUUGUGGAGGCAAAACCUAGGGAACACCUGAGUACUAACCAGCAGUCUUGCAGGGAUGGGAGAUUGGGAUAUCUUCCAAUUCCAUAACUGUGGUAUGGCUCAGGGAAAGGCUGAUCUUAACCCAGCAAAGCGCCUAACUUCAUCAAAAAGUGAUUAAGGGAUUUCAUUCUGUGCCUCAGUUUUCUUAUUUGUGAAAUGGAGAAUAAUUAUCUCUUGACCUGAUUACAAAGAUGUUGUGAGAGUAUGAAGUCCCUAGAUUUGGAAGAAAAGUAGAAAAGAGUCAUAACAUAUGUUACCUGUUGUCCCAUAUCAGUUAUUAACUACUGGGUGAAAACAGGGCAGUUUGAAACUCAAUUAGAAAGAAACAUAUCCCUUGGGAAGGCCAAGUUUCUGGGACUUGAUGAUACAUUUCAUAUCUGGUUCUGCUUUAAGUUGUGUGGGAGAAUCACAGAAUCCCGAGAUAGGGCUCUUCGCUUCCAGGAGGUUAUAUCCUGUUUGAGGAGAACUUCUUUUCAGUUCACCAAACAUUUGAAUGCCUACUCUGUGCCUAGCACGCAGCACUGGACCCUGGAGAUAAGUAUGAAUAAGACAUGGUUUCUGCCAUCAAAGGUGGCUGGUGAGAGAGAGGUUCACAUGUCUGUGAAGUGCUUUUGUUAGUUUAUUCAUAGCUGGAGAAGGCUGUUGUAAAAGUCAAAGCGAGAGAGAGAAUUGAAUCAGGACAGAGGCAACGAAUAUGGAGUUGAAGUUGAAGGGUAGAUUUGAUAGAUUAGGUAUUUCGAAGUUCAAAUUUUGGGACUUUGAGGACUGCUUGGAUGUGAGAUGGAAAUGAGGAAUCUUAGGAAGACUUGAGCCUAGGGAAAAUUUACUCAUCCAGAACAAAUUCUUCCUCCCUCUCCCUAAAACUGGGACCUCUGCUAGUCACCCCAACUCAUAGAGAUAUUUGAACAAGUCACAACCUUGGAGUUAUCCUUAGUUACUCCCUCUUCAUACUCUCUCCGCCCUACUGCACUACUGCCGUCUACUCCACCAGAAAAUUCUUUUGGUUACAUUCCAGUUUAUAUCCUGGAUCUGCUACCUCUCUCCAUCUUUUCUGUUACCAUCCUGGUCCUAGCCACUGUCGCCUACUAGACUGCUAUAACAUAGCUUCCUCAUUGGCCUCCCUACUUCCUCUUUUGCCUCAUUAAGUCACUUUUCUACGUAGCAGGGUGAUCUUUUAAAAAUGUAAACCAGAUCACAUUGUUCCCAAGUUAAAACCCUGAAAAGACUCCCCAUCACAGCUGGAAUAAAAUCCAAAACUCUCACCAUGGCCUACAAGGUCCUAUGUAAUCUGGCUUCUUCCUUCCUCCGUGACCUUGUUACCACUUUCCCAGCCACGCCAGCCUUGCUGUUCCUUCACCAAGCCAAGUUAUUUCCAGCCUCAAGGGGGACUUGUGCCUAUGCUUUUUCCCUCUGCUUAGAAGCAUUUUUUUUCUUCUGUUGGCAGUCUUGUCAUGCCUGUCAUAAUUCAGUUCUCAGUUUCAAUUAUACUUGAGAGAAACCCUCCCUGACCACCCAAUCUGAAGUAGCCCUUUCCACCAAUCAUAUCACAUCCAUCACAUUAGCUUAUUUUAUUUUAUUUUGCAUUACUUAAUGCUAUCUGAAAUUAUCUUGUUUGGAUAUUUGUUGGCUUCAGGGGUUUUCAGUUUAAAUGCUUAUGGAUGUCAAGUGGGUAAUAUAAGUGGGUGAUUUGGGCCACAGUUGUCUGGGUGUAAGACAGUAGGAAAUGGUGGGAACUGAAGUGAUCUCUAGGGGGCAUGUGUCCUGGGUAAGGGGCAGGCGUGGCUGCAACUUAAUAUUCAGGAUUCCCGCAGAAGUUGCCUGUUUCAGAGAAGCUAGAAGUUGACAAUUCAUUAUAAACAGAAAAACUUAGGCACUGUAGGGACCAAACAGAAUGCUACUGUGGGCAGGAUGCAGACCAGCAGUCUCAUUGGCAGCUUCUGGAUUGUUCAUUAACCCACUGGAAUGUGACAAGAAGCCUUGUCUGUCUGAUUUGCUCUGUAUCCCACACACGGUACCUGGGAUAGAGUAAGCACUCAGUAAAUGUUGAACUCAAACCAGGGCAGUUGACAGAAAUUUCAGUACCCUCUGUGUAUUGUGGUUUUAUGUUCCUAAGAAUAGACUUGUGAUGGAUAAUACUAUGCACCUGGGUCCUGGUGAAUACUUGCUUUCUGAUUGUUUGAAGAAUGAUACUAAAACACUUUGCAUAUCUGCUUGGCUCUGGCUUUACUCUCGUAUAUCCAGGAGAGGAAGUGACCACAGAAUGUUGACUUACGGAAGUCAGAAGUCUUCAGUUCCAAUUUCAGCUGGGGCACUUACUGACUUGAGACCAUGAACAGACAGAUCACUUGACCUCUCUGAGUUUGUUUCCUCAUCUGUAAAAUGGGAAUAAAUCCUGUCCUUUGUGCUUUGCAGGGCUUUGAAUUUCUAAUAAGAUGAAUGAAAGCACUACAAAAAAGUCAUUACAGAGACUUCCUGAGGACAGAAAGCUCCUCUCACUAAAGAUGAGGCUGCUUCUCUUGUAAGCAUGGAGAAGUAACCUGGAUAUUCAUGUAGCCUAGAGGCCACCAUGUUAUUUUGGUUAAAAAUCCUUGUGUGUGAAGGCAGUGUUAAUACUUUAAUAUUACUAUUUCAAUGUCUGUGGGUUUGAAAUUUUUCAAAAUAAAAAUUUGGGAAAAUAUUUUUAAAUGGUGGUUUAUAGAUUAUUUUUAUCAGUCAUCAAAAAUAGAAAAAAAUAUUUAAACCACAGAAGUGCACAUCUAAACGCCUGUUGAUAGUCUUCAUCAAUUUCAAUUAAGGUAAUGAGAAUACUCUUAUUUAAAAGAUGUUCUGGGGGAUUCCCUGCCUGUUCAGUGGUUAGGACUCCGUGCUUCCACUGCAAGGGGCACGGGUUCGAUCCCGGGUCGGAGAACUAAGAUCCCACAAGCUGCACUGUGCAGCCAAAAAACAAAAGAUGUUCUGCAAUUAGAGAUUAUAGGAGGUAAGUAGGAAACACAUACUCUGGUGAUGAGUUAUCAAUGAUGAUAGGUUGAGACUUCCCUGGUGGCCCAGUGGUUAAGACUCUGUGCUCCCAAUGCAGGGGGCCCGGGUUCGAUCCCUGGUCAGGGAGCUAGAUCCCACAUGCAUGCCGCAACUAAGAGUUCAUAUGCCACAGCUAAGGAGCCUGCCUGCUGCAACUAAGACCUGGUACAACCAAAUAAAUAUUUUUAAAAAACGAUUAUAGGUUAUAUCAGAGACCCAACAUUGCCCCAAAUUGGCCACAUAUCUAGAAACAAUAACUUGGGAUUCAUGUUCUCCUCUAAAAAAUUCCAGAAAUAUGAGUCUUCCAGGUGAUCCUGGCUUGUUUUGAGCGCACAGCUCUUGAGGCUGAGGCCCACUGAUAGAACAGGUUGGCACUGCAGAAUCAACCACAGCAAUUGAAAGCAUGAUUCAUAUACACAAACCUGGGAAUGUCUUCUUGAGAUUGUAACUGUAUGUCCAAGUCUUCAUUUCUUCAAGCUUCCAACUCUGAUCCCAGGGUUCAGGGCAAUUGGAAAAUGAGUGUGGUUUCCAUUUGCUUUCUAUUCAGUAUACAUACCCAGUUUGAGUCCAUUUGCAUUUUCUUGGUCACAUUAAUAGUGGCUAAGAUUGAUUGCGAAGCCUUCAAUCCCUACCAACUCACUAUUGUUUUUGCCUCAGCAAAACCCAGUAACCAACCACAUCUUAGUUUUUAUUUGAUGGAAGUCCCACUUCCCCAAAUCUUAAUCUGUACAAUUUAUAGGGGAUAGACCCAGACCCUCCAUGGUGGGCAUAUAACCAAUCAGCAUAUUCCUGGACUUUGCCAGAACUUUAGAAAAGUGAAAAUAUGUUUAAUUUUCUGCUGGGAUUGCUUAGUAAGUUGAAUGUAAAGAAACUAUGUGUAGUCCUGUCCAAGAAUGAAGCCAACACAGGAAAGCAGCCAAAGAUGUAGAGAGAUGUUGUGCUGAGGAUGCUGCUUGUUUAGACAGCUGGAUCCAGACACACCUGAGGUUGCCACCACUGGACUGUCAGUUAUAAGAGCCAAUAAAUUCCUGUUUAUGAUUGUCCGUUCGAGUUGGGAUACUCUUACUUGCAACUGAGAGAGCCUUACAUCAGUAUUAUUAGAGUCCAAAUAAAUUGCCCAAAAGGCACAUAACCAAUAAAUGGCUGGCCCAGAUCUUUAAGUUUAGGCCUAUCUAGUACAAAAAUACAUUCCUUUAGGGAAUUCCUUGGCAGUCCAGUGGUUACGACUCUGCACUUUCACUGCCGAGGGCAUGGGUUCAGUCCCUGGUCGGGGAACUAAGAUCCCACAAGCUAUGUGGCCCAGCCAAAAAAAAAAUUAAAAGAAUAAAUUCCUUUCAUUUGCAAAGCCAGAGGCAAGAAUACAAAUGAAGGUCCACAUGCCAUGCCAUGUCUUAAUAUUUCUUAUAAAUUAAGCUGAGCUCAAAUAUGUUCUGUCCUCCUACCUUCAUAUAACUUCCUGGAAGGCCAAGUUCAAAUUUAGAAUUCUUAGACUGAGGUCUGUGCCACAAAGUGUUGUCAAAGCCAACCAUCCCAUGAUCGAGGCUGUCCCCCUUUUCCCACCUGAUUCUUUCCCACAUUGCAAGAGAUACCCCAGCCCACACCUCACAUGCCAUCAUAUCCCUGCAGGACACCACCCGCCCCUUGGCCACCAACCACUCGGGCCUUAGGGUGUGCACCAUGGCAGCCCCACCUUUGGGAGAAUGGACCUGGCGAGAGGCUGGUACAAGCCCUUGAAGCAGGCUUGUGUCUGUUUGGACAGGGAGUCCAGGGUCUAGUGGAUGAGAUGGGGACAAAAGCUCUGGGUGGUCACAUUUCCCUGGUCCUGCAACUGAGCCUCGUGGGGAGGGGCAUGGCAGGAGGAGGGCCAGGACAGGUCCCUCCGGAGGAGUCCUCUUUGCCCACAUCUAACACUAUUAAGACUGUGUUGACCGCACUCCAUCUUUUCCCUGCAAUUCCAAGUUCACUAUGCUAAGCUCUCCUCAACACGUCAGAAAUGUAAUACAGUAUUUUAUUGUGAGUUCCUGGGGGUUCGACCAGGUAUGUGUCAGAGUUUCUCCAAAAGUUCUGGAUACGUGAAAGCAGUCUUGUGCGUUUUCUUUACCGGUAUCUGUGGUCUGAUUACUGACUCUCCAUUCUCACCUUCAAAUUCUUCCAAGCAUCCCAGAGGCCAGCUGCACCCAGGGUACCAACAUGGAAACCAUGUACACCUUGAUCCUUCAUCACAGUCCUAACCACUGGACCGCCAGGGAAUUCCUAUACCCUUUGAUUCAAAAGCCCUCUUUUGCAUAGUUUCUGCACCCAAUACUCAGUGCUUGCCACUGGGAAGCAAAGAUGGAUAGAUGGCAUUCCUUCCAUCCAGAAGGUGCUUGAUCUGGUAUCAGGAAAUACAGUAAUAGUAACAACAGCAAAUACUGAUUAUGUGGUAGGCAAGGUUGUAAGUGCUUUGUACACAUUAGGCUAUUUAAGCUUCACCACAUCCUAUUUGGUAGAUAUUGCUAUUCCCAUCUUAGAGAUGGUGAAACUGAUAAACGAAGAGGUUAAGGGACUUCCCUAAGUGACAGAGUUAGGAUAAGAACUUGGCUCCAACGCUUGUGUUCUCAGCGCACUCUUAUGCAGCCUCCCAGCCAUGCCUGUACCCAGAACAUAGGCCAGAAUGUGGUUACCUGCCAUCAGCGAGGCACAGCCCUGUGCCCAGCACAGUGCCUGGUACUCAGAAAUGACAAAAUGAGGACAGCCAGGGUAUUACUGAAUAUCACAGAACCCGUGUGUAGAGGGGUCUGGAAGUAGCAAGAGAGGCUGGAGAGGAAGAAAAAACAGGCUUACUCAGAGAGGCAAAUGGGAAACCAGACCCAGUGUCAGGAGGAUGGGUAAGGAGAGCUCCCGCCCCUCUCCUUUUUUUCCUUCCUCCCUCCCUCCCUCCCUCCCUCCCUCCCUCCCUUCCUUCCUUCCUUCCUUCCUUCCUUCCAGGGAUAGUUGCUAAACAUCUUCCAUGGGCUAUAUUUGGAGUAUACAAGAUGUUUCCUCCCUGUGGCUGUGGGGAGAAGGAAGGCCUGGAUGUACAUGACUAGGUUACAGCUCUCAAAUAAAUAAUAUUUUUGUUUGCUUGUUUUUUAUUUAAGGAGACUAUUUAAAUAGUAAAACUGGGUCAGAGCUCCUUAGUCUGCCUUGCAGAUUCUUUCUGAUCAGGGCCUCCGCAUUGGUUCCCAAACUGGGCUGCACAUAAGAUCAUCUUUUUAAAAAUACACUAAAUGUACUUUCCUCUUGUUUGGACAAAUUUCUGUGAUGUGGUAGCAGAACAAUGACCCCCCCCCCCCCCCGCCACAAAAAUGUCCACAUCCCAAUACCUGGGACCUGUGAAUUCGUUAGGAUACAUGCUGUCUUAAUUUGGGCUGCUAUAACAAAGUACCAUAAACUGGAUGCUUAAACAACAGAAAUUUAUUUCUUACAGUUCUGGAGGAUGGGAAGUCCAAGAUCAAGUUACUGGCAGAUUUGGUGUCUGGUGAGAGCCUGCUUGCUGGUUCAUAAAUGACCAUCUUUUCGUUGUGUCCUCACAUGGCAGUAAAAGGGCAAGAGAGCUCUCUGGGGUCCCGGUUAUAAGGGCAUGAAUACCAUUCAUUUAUGAGGGCUCUACCCUCAUGACUGAAUUUCCUCCCAAAGGCCCCUCUUAAUUAAAAAAAAAUUUUUUGGCCGUGCCGCGCAACAUGCAGGAUCUUAGUUCCCUGACCAGGGAUGGAACCCUCACCCGCUGCGGUGAAAGUGCGGAGCCUUAACCACUGGACCGCCAGGGAAGUCCCAAAGGCCCCUCUUAAUACCAUCACACUGGGGGUUAAGAUUUCAAAAUAUGAAUUUUGUGGUGUCACAUUCAAUCCAUGCACAUGCCAAAGGGGAAUUAAGGUAGCAGAUGGAAUUAAGGUCACUAAUCAGCUGGCUUUAAAAUAGAGAGAUUAUCCUGUAUUAUCUGAGUGGGCCCAAUGUAAUCACAAGGACACAAUGUCCUUAAAGGUGGAAGAGGCUGGCAGAAGAGAAAAUCAUAGAGAUGGAAGCAGGAGGAGGACUCAGCCUGAUGUUGUUGAACUUGAAGAUGGAGGAAGGAGCCAUGAACCAAGGAAAGUGGGCAGCUCCUAGAAGCUGGAAAAGGAAAGGAAACAGAUUUUCUGCUAGAGCCUCUAGGAAGGAAUGAACCUUGAACUUGGCCCAGUGAGAUCCCUAUCAGACUUCUAAUCUACAAAAUAACACAUUUGUGCUGUUUAAGCCACUAAGUUUGUUGUGAUUUGUCACAACAGAGAACAAAUACAACAGUGUGUUACACAAAAUAUCAAAGUACAGAAUAAUGCACAGAGUGUGCUGCAACCGGUUGUGUGAAUAUGUACUUUUGCACAUAUGUUUGUAAACGGGGGGACGAGUGGGUCUCGACAUUGGCUGUACAUUAGAGUGAUCUGGAAAGCUUAAGAACAAAUCCCAAUGGCCAAUGGCCAGGCUGCAGUCCUGUAAAUGAGAACCUCUAGGAGUGGGGGGAUGGGGGAGAAGAACCCAAGCAUUAGUAUCUUUUGAAGCUUCCCACGUGCAGUCAGGUUGAGGCCAUUGGUAUAGACUGUCUCAUCUCUGGAAGGUUAAGCAUUGGGGAACAGGGUGACUGUGGGACCAGGGAGGGAAAGAGAGACAGACUUGCUUUAGUUUUUUAAUUUUGAACUUCACUGUAUCCCUUUUUUUUUUUUAAUCAUUUAUUUGGUUGCACUGGGUCUUAGUUGCAGCAGGCAGGCUCCUUAGUUGUGGUAUUUGAACUCUUAGUUGCGGCAUGUAUGUGGGAUAUAGUACCCUUACCAGGGAUCGAACCCAGGCCCCCACGAUUGAGAGCACGGAGUCUUAACCACCGCGCCACCAGGGAUGUCCCUUCACUGUACCCCUUAAAAAAACUUUUUAUCAUGGAAAAUUUCAGCGUAUACAAAAAUAGAAUAGUAUAACAAACCCCUACGUUUCCAUUACCUAGCUUCAACAAUUACUAACAUUUUGUACCCUUUUAAUUUUCUAGCAUGUGCAUGUUAUAUAUCAAGAUAAAUAAAUAAAAUGAAAAUAAAA